UUGUGCUUCUCUUUUGGUCUCUGAAUUCCCAUUCCCCCCUCCAACCCUAAUCAUCUCUCUCAUUCCAUUUCUCACAUCUGCCCUCCUUCUUCUUAUUCUCACAGAGAGAGAGAGAGAGAGAGAGAGAGUGGAGAAAUGGCAUUUGCAGGAACAACUCAGAAGUGCAUGGCUUGUGACAAGACUGUGUAUCUGGUGGACAAGCUCACAGCUGAUAACCGAAUCUACCACAAAGCCUGCUUCCGAUGCCACCACUGCAGGGGUACCCUCAAGCUUAGCAACUACAACUCCUUUGAGGGAGUACUCUACUGCAGGCCACAUUUUGAUCAGCUCUUCAAAAGAACCGGCAGUCUUGACAAAAGUUUUGAAGGGACACCAAAAAUUGUGAAACCAGAGAGACCUGUUGAUAAUGAGAAACCUGCAGUAGCGAAGGCUUCAAGCAUGUUUGGUGGAACCAGAGAAAAGUGCUUUGGCUGCAGGAAUACCGUCUAUCCAACAGAAAAGGUGUCAGUGAACGGAACUCCUUACCACAAGAUGUGUUUCAAAUGCACACAUGGAGGGUGUACAAUCAGCCCAUCGAACUACAUUGCACAUGAGGGCCGGCUCUACUGCAAGCACCACCACACCCAACUCAUCAAGGAGAAGGGAAACUUGAGCCAGCUUGAGGGUGACAAUGAAAAGAUCGCCGUGGAUGAGAAUGGCAGAGAAGUUGCUGCUGAAAUAUGAUUCGAAGACAACGGAUGACUCUAUUUUCAAUUGCCUUAGCAUCCGUUCUUUAAGCCCAGGCGUGGUGUUGCUGUCCUUCAUACCUUAUCAUUUUCCUGCAAGACAGAUGAGUCUUUAAGUAUUAAUUGAAGCGUGUGGGUUCAUUCAUUUGUUGUGUUUAGUUUCCUCUGAGGUUUGUGAAUGCUCAAAUGAGAUGCCAACUCCUAUAUUUUCAAUCUAAACCCUAUUGUUUUCAUGCUUUGAAAUUUUGAAUGAAGGAUGAGGAUUCCCA
Molecule: messenger RNA, 994 nt
Organism: Malus domestica (apple)
Lineage: Eukaryota; Viridiplantae; Streptophyta; Magnoliopsida; Rosales; Rosaceae
Product: LIM domain-containing protein WLIM1-like
Biological process (GO): actin filament bundle assembly
Cellular component (GO): plasma membrane; actin cytoskeleton
Molecular function (GO): actin filament binding
Source: RefSeq, a predicted model, not a curated record